AUGACAACAAUUCGUUACAACAAUAAUUGGGUCCAAUUCAAUUCUCAUGAAAAUCAAUGUUUUGAAGAUGAACACGAAGAACAAGAAGAAACAUUAUCUCUUUCUGAUCUUCCAACCAACAACCAUCAAAUCUACACAAGUUCAAACACACAAGACAAUGAUCAAGAAGACUUCGAAUUCGGGUCGGGUCACGCCAACGCCACCUUCCGGUCACCGGAUAACAUGUGCACCGCGGACCAAGUCUUCUUCCAAGGUCAGAUUCUACCCUUACGCCACUCAAUUGGUUCCAUGAGUGUUGUUAACGACCCGAAAACGAAAAUCCGAAACCAGUUCCAUUCGCACCCGAGUCCGUCACCGCAAAUCCGAACCCGUACCCGAAGUUUCCGGACGUUGUCACGGUCGACGUCGAAAACGACGUCGAUUUUGAGUUUUUUACAAGUGGGGUUGGUUAAACCGCGAGAAAUCGGGUUGGCGGAUUUGAAAAACCGGAGUAAGAGAUCCGGAAGUUAUAACAGUAACAGUAGCAGUAAUAGUAAUAGUAACAGUAACAGUAGUAAUACUAAUAGUAGCAGUAAUAGUAAUAGUAACAAUAAUAGUAGCGGUAUGAAUAUGAAUAGUGGUAAGGAUAAAAACCACAACCAAAAACAAAGACGGAAGAACACGAAGAAUACGAAGAAGAAACGGAGGGUGUUUUUGGGUGGGUGUGAUUGUGCGGCUGAUUCGAUCGAACGUACGAUAAAAGAAAGAGCUCCGAAGGAAAGUACGAUGGUCGGUAACGGUAACGGUAACGGCAGACAAACGGCGUCUCGUCAUCGGACGUUUGAGUGGUUAAAGCAGCUUUCAAUAGCUGCUCCAAGUGAAGCUUAA
Molecule: messenger RNA, 867 nt
Organism: Helianthus annuus (common sunflower)
Lineage: Eukaryota; Viridiplantae; Streptophyta; Magnoliopsida; Asterales; Asteraceae
Product: homeobox protein 2
Exons: 1
Coding region: 1-867 (288 amino acids)
Source: RefSeq, a predicted model, not a curated record